Messenger RNA from Aspergillus brunneoviolaceus CBS 621.78, 4362 nucleotides. Its product is annotated as putative eukaryotic translation initiation factor subunit eIF-4F. Lineage: Eukaryota; Fungi; Ascomycota; Eurotiomycetes; Eurotiales; Aspergillaceae. Gene Ontology annotation, molecular function: mRNA binding; protein binding; translation initiation factor activity. Gene Ontology annotation, cellular component: eukaryotic translation initiation factor 4F complex. The coding region runs from base 1 to 4362 and encodes 1453 amino acids. The record is from RefSeq and is a predicted model, not a curated record. The transcript has 6 exons.
AUGAGCUCGAUCCCUCCCAAGUCAGGCCUCCAACCUCAAGGACAGAGCACCUCGACCCAGGCCGCCUCCUCGCCCGCACAAUCUGCCUCGCCGUCGACGGCGCCUCGUUCCUACGCCAGCGCCACCAAGAAGUCCGCGACGGACUCGACCGCCGCUCCCGUCACCGUGGGCGGCUCGUCGCAACAUGGGAAGUCGACCUCAGCAUCUCCUGUGAGCGGCAAACCCAUGCAGCAAUCCCAAACCCCCGGCGUCACCAUCGUCAAUGGCGCCCCGGCUUCUCAAAGCGAUCACUCCCGCAAGCCUUCGGUGACCAUCACCUCUGCUGGCACCUCCGGAUAUAUUCCCAACGGCGGCCAGACCGGUCGUCCCAACAGUCUGCAGUUCGGCUUCGCCAACCAGCAGUCCUCGCCUAGCAUGGGCAAUCCCGCGUCUUUGGCUACUCAGCCUCAGGCCGGUCUUGGUGUCACUCCGCCCGCGAACCCCCGUGUGACUUCCCCCCAGACUUCGCCAUCCCCUAUUCCUCAACCCGCUUCCAGCGGUGGCCGGCCACCGCCGUCGACCUACCAGGCGCAGGGUAACGUUCCCAACUUUGGCAGCUUUGGCGAUGCUGGCGAUAACCAACAGAUGCGCGCGGCUCCACAGACACCCCUUGGCCCCGGUCCUCAGUCGACCCACCUCCGUCGCGAAUCUUCCCAAUCGACUCACAGCGAUAUGAGCAGUCACAUGGGUAGUGUUCCCGGCCGUGGCGGUUACCCCCAUCAGGGCGGUCGCGGCCGUGGUUAUUCUCAGUCGAGCUAUCAGGGUCAAGUUCCUUACUCCCCAGGUCCCAACUUCCGCACCACUCCCAACCAGGCCCGCGGCGCUCCCAACAUGGGCCCUCAGUUCCACGCCCCUAACCAAGGUCGCCCGCUCGCACCUUUCCCCAACUCUCCUCAUCAAGCGAGCCGCAGCCCCGCCCUUGCAAACGCGCAUCCUGCGACUCCCCAAAUGAACCAGGUUCCCAUGGCACACGCGCAGAUGCCCCCGCAGGCGUACGGUUAUGGACAACCGAUGGGACCCCAAACUGCCUACCCCGGCUACGACCCCGCUGCUUACGGCUACUACCCCCAAGGCUACAUGGGUGGUGUCCAGUAUAUGACUCCCCCGUCCCCGCAACCACGCCCCGGAAUGCCGUUCAACCCCCAGGCCCCGUACAUGCAGAACCAGUACCCUGUUCAGCCUCCCGCCCAAGCCACCUCCCUCUCUCGUACGCCCUCGCAGAUGUCUAAUGACCGCCCUGGGUCUAGCCUUGGCCAGGGCCAGCCCCCUGCUGGUCCUCCCGGCCCUGGCCAUGCUCACACCGGAAGCCGUACGUCGAACAGCCCCGCUCCUGCGAAGACGCCGUUCGUCAUCCCUGCCAAGAAGAGCCCGAUCAUCAUCAAGGACCCCGGUAGCGGCGUCGUAAAGACGUUUGAAAAGGCUCCUGCCUCCCCGGCUCGUAUCGCCCCGUCCCCUGUUAAGAUUGCGACUCCCACUUCGACUCCUCCCCCUCGCACCGGCAGCAGCGCCGACCACACUCGCACCGAGUCCAAGUCUACCAAGACCGACGAGGAGAAGAAGAAGGAGUUGAAGGACGCUGUCCGCCAGAAGAUCGAACAGGAAGAGGCUGAGCAGCGCCGCAAGGCCGAAGAGGAGGCCGCCGCUGCCCAGCGCAAGAAGGACGAGGAGGAGGCCGCUCGCCAAAAGGAGGAAGAAGAGGCCGCCCGUAAGCAGCAGCAGGAGGAGGAAGAGGCUGCCAAGAAGGCUGCUGAUGAGGAGGCCGCCCGCAAGAAGAUUGAGGAGCUGAGCUUGAAGGAUAAGCCAGAGGAGACCAAGGCGGAAGAGCCCGCUAAGCCUGCUGAGUCCGCUCCUGCUCCCGCGCCCGCUCCUGCUGAUGACGAUGACAUCGAUUACGAUGCCAUUGAGCGCGAGAUGGCCGAAAUCGAGGCCAAGGAGCGCGAGGCCGAGGCUGCCUACUACGCCAAGAAGCAAGCCGAGAAGGAGGCGAAGGAGCGCAAGGAGAAGGAGGAGCGCGAGACGUGGGAAGCCAACAUGAAGCAGGCUGAGCGUGAGGCCGAGGCUCUUGAGGAAGCCAAGGCUAAGAAGCGUGAAGCCGGCGCUGUCACCGACGAGGAUCAAAAGAAGAAGGAUCUUUUCGCCUCGUUGAAGAAGGGUGGUUUCUCUGCAACCGAGACUAGCACCGAGAGCGGCACCGCUACGCCCGCCUCUGAUAUGGGUCCUCCUGCCAAGCCCGCCAGUGCUCUCAAGCAGAAGCCUGCUGCUCUCAAGCUGGAGACCAGCAAGGCGGUUGAGCCUCCUCAGCCCAGCGCUGCCAUGAAGUCUCUGCACUCGGCUCGCCUGAUCGAGGAUCUCAGCAAGAUCACUUACCCCGAGUCCAUUGCUUCUCCCAACCCUGCCCUGAAUGCCAACGCUCCUACCGAUCGCAAGUUCCACUACAACAAGGAGUUCUUGCUUCAGUUCCAGAAUGUGUUCAAGGAGAAGCCCUCGAUUGAUUGGGACUUGCGCGUGCGUGAGACCGUCGGUGACAGUGACUCGUCCCGUCCCCAGUCGGCCCGCACCCCGAUGGCCAGCGGCCGCCAGAGCUCUCGCCCCGGCAUCGGUCAGGGCUUCCCCGGAAUGGGUAACUUCGGCCAGCCCGGCAACCGCAACAGCCUGCCUCCAGGCACUACUUCCGAGCAGCGCUUUGCUAUGUCUCGCCAAGCCUCCGCUGUUGGCAACCCCUUCGGCUCCUUUGGUCGCGGUCUGAGCGUUGGUGGCGCCAUCGGCCGCACCAACUCUAGCCCUAUGCAUCCUGGCAUGCCCUCGCCUCGUCCCGGCUCUGGCCGCUCCGGUACUCGCAACAGCAGCAAGCGCGACAAGCAGCAGGCCAAGAAGGAGGAGGACAUGGCCAAGUCCAUGCCUCUCACCGCUGGCAAGGAGGUCGAGGCCCUCCAGGUCUCCACCACCGGAUGGAAGCCCCGCAGUCUCGGUCAGACUACCACUGCUGGUCCUACUCCUGCUGGCUCGACUCACAUGCCUCCUGAUGUGGUGCAGCGUAAGGUGAAGGCUGCCUUGAACAAGAUGACGCCCGAGAACUUCGAUCGUAUCUCUGGCCAGAUCUUGGAGAUUGUUUCCCAAUCCAAGGACGAAUCGGAUGGACGCACCCUGCGCCAGGUCAUCCAGCUUACUUUCGAGAAGGCUACUGACGAGGCCCACUGGGCUUCCAUCUACGCCAAGUUCUGCAAGAGUAUGCUGGAGAGCAUGAGCCCCGAGAUCAAGGACGAGAACAUCCACGACAAGAACGGCAACGUCGUCGCUGGUGGCAGUCUGUUCCGCAAGUACCUCCUCAACCGUUGUCAAGAGGAGUUCGAGCGUGGUUGGAAGGUCAACCUGCCUCCUAAGCCUGAAGGCCAGACGGAGGAAGCUGCUAUGAUGUCUGAUGAGUACUAUAAGGCCGCUGCUGCCAAGCGUCGUGGUCUUGGUCUCGUCAAGUUCAUUGGUGAGCUGUACAAGCUGGGCAUGUUGACUGAGCGUAUCAUGCACGAGUGUGUGAAGAAGCUUGUCGAUUAUGAGGGUAUGCCCGAUGAGGCCGAGGUUGAGAGUUUGACCAGCCUCCUGCGCACCAUCGGUGCUAGCCUCGACGCCUCGGAGCGUGGACACGCGAUGAUGGAUGCAUACUUCCACCGCAUCAGCCUUAUGAUGCAGACUCCUGAUUUGCCCAGCAGAUUGCGCUUCAUGUUGAUGGAUAUCAUCGACCUGCGUAAUGCUCGCUGGCACUCCAAGGAUGCCGAUAAGGGACCCAAGACUAUCCAGCAGAUUCGUGAAGAGGCUGCUCGCGCCCAACAAGAGGCCGAGAUGGAGCGUCUUCGCCAGCAGGCCAACCGCGGCAGCCGCCCGGGACUGGGUCGUGGUGACGCCCGCAGCUACAGCAACUACGGCAACCAAGCUCCUCCCCAGGACUUUGCCUCGAGCAAGGUCGGCAGUGACGAUCUCCGCCGUCUGCGGACGACCCGCAACACCAACCAGCCGAUGUCUUUCGGACCCUCUAGCAUGCUGGGAUCUCGCAGCAACAGCGGACGGAAGAACCUUGGCCCUGGUGGCAACCUGGUUCGUGGUAGUGAUGAUAGUGCUGCUAGCAGCCGGACUGGCACUCCCCCUGUCGGCAAGAAGGAGGAAGUUACUUCGAUCAACGCUUUCAGUGCUCUGGCUGCCUUGGAAGACCGGGAUAACAUGGCCACCUCCCCGCCAUCGAACCCUACCUCCCCUCUGCUGACCAAAUCGCAACCCGCGGUUGAGCGCCGACCCUCCAAGACUCCCUCUACUGCCGGCGAGGAAGCCUCAUAG